ACACUUUAAAAGAAAAAAAUAUUUAUAAUAAAGGUUAAAGAGAUAAUUCAAACUUGAAUUGAAUCUGCUGUGAGGAAUUGUUUGAAAAAUUAAUAAUAUAAAAGUUAAUAGAAUUUUUUUUUGUAUAAAACUUGUAUCAUUCUGCUUGAUGUUGAUAAAAUACUAUUUCGCGUUAAUAACAAACCAAAUGGAAUGUCUUUAAUGAAAAGAAGAAGAACAAUCAUAUUUUAUUUCGUCACCGUGUGCGUAUUGUGGUCCUCACUGAACGCACACAUCACGCGACUGCCAUGUCACCAUCAUGCCAACUUUUCGAUCAAACUACUAAAUUCAUAUUUCAAUGGCAGUAUUGGAAAAUCCAUCGAUUCCAUAUCAUUAUUAGACUGCUACAAACACUGCGUGGGUGCAAGCUCAUGUAAGUUUGUGAACUACCACGCGAGUCGAAAGCAUUGUGAAUUGGUGUUUUCGCAAUCAGGAGGUGAUAUUAACGCUGCAGAUGGAUGGAUGUUCAGCUCAACAGAUUUUUCUCAGAACCAAAAUAAAGGUCCUCUGUGCAGAAGUACAGAACCUUGCACGGCAACAGAAAAAUGCGAAGAUACUUGUACCGGUCAAGGAUAUAAGUGCAUCCAGCUGGUAAACGUGAAUCUUCUCACAGCCACGAAUGCCUCUAACAUUCACGAAUGGUACGAUGACGCCCCCUCUUUUGCGGUUGACAUGACGACAGGACAAUCACUGGAGCAGUCAUGUGCGGCAUUUAUGAAUGCCACGGAUCAAUGGUUUUUGCUUGAUUUGGGGAAAAACGUUUCAAUAGAAUCUAUCAUACUACGCAAUCCUGAUCAAGAUGGGGUUGAAGAAAGAUUUACCGAUCUUAAUCUCUAUAUAGGAAAUAAUGGCGAUAAUCUUGAGCUGAACUCCCUCUGUAUAUCUGUCCAAAAUCACACUACAAAUUUAUACGGAGAAUACACUUGCUGGUAUGGCUCUGUUCUGAGUGGAAGAUAUAUUUCUGCGAAAAUUAGUGGAGCAAAGAAUUUUAAUUUUUGUAACAUUGAAGUGUUUAUAGCGAAGUAAUGUUUUCGUACAGCUUACUUUACUGACUUUUACAGGUAAAUAUUUUUUAAAUCAUCUAAAGCUUACCUUUUGCUAAAAAAAAUGGGCUCAUAUAAAAGAUCUUUGAAAGUAAGCUAAGAAUCCUUCUUUUUUUUUUUUUUGGAAAAUUUUUAAUUGGUCUUCGAGAUAUUUGUCUUGAAAGUUUCACUAAUUAUUUGAAAUUAUGACGUCAUGAAAGGUGUUAUUAAGCAUAAUUAUAAUAACUAUUAUAAUUGUAUUAAAAUGUAUGUAAAAUGUUGAAAACGCCAAACCGACCAGCCAAAACACAUUUUAAACCCAUUUUGAAAAAAUGUCAGUCUUUUUUAACGAAACUUUUCUCGCUCUCUUGGCUAUUGGACUGUGCCUAUAUCACCUAAACCUUGGAUUAGGCUUAGACGUAGAGUAAAAUUUGCUUAAAAACUGCUCAAAAGAAGAAAAAAAAGGUUAUUUAAAAUUUUGGCAGUGUUUGCUCACAACCAUUUGCUGUAAAGUCUUAUCCACCACUCAAUAACUCACUACUUUCUCGAAUUAAAAUCAGGAAAAAGGAUCUGCUCUGCAAAUGAGUUUAAACGACGAGAGAAAGUUACACAAUAUUAAAUCAAUGUAAUCCGGUAAUGAAUUUCCAAACCUCGCAGAUUAUAUAGCUGAGAUCAAAGGUCUAUUUAUUAACAGAGUUGACCAAAAACAAGCUGGACGAAAUCUAAUGAUUAAUCACGUCACCAAACACAUUUAGAAAUGGCGUGACGUGCCAGUUAAUUAUUUUUCUUUUUACUUUGUUUGAUUCCUUAGGACCAUUAUGCUAUUCAUUUUAUAUAUACCUACUAAAUAAUUGUAACUUGGUAACAUUUUAUAUGCACUGACGAUGGUUUUAUACCGAAAUUUUAA
Molecule: messenger RNA, 1968 nt
Organism: Hydractinia symbiolongicarpus
Lineage: Eukaryota; Metazoa; Cnidaria; Hydrozoa; Anthoathecata; Hydractiniidae
Exons: 4
Coding region: 193-1065 (290 amino acids)
Source: RefSeq, a predicted model, not a curated record